Molecule: messenger RNA, 904 nt
Organism: Cynara cardunculus var. scolymus (artichoke)
Lineage: Eukaryota; Viridiplantae; Streptophyta; Magnoliopsida; Asterales; Asteraceae
Product: probable RNA-binding protein ARP1
Exons: 5
Coding region: 1-819 (272 amino acids)
Molecular function (GO): RNA binding
Source: RefSeq, a predicted model, not a curated record
AUGACAAUGAUCAUCAACAAUAACAAUGCCGGAGGAGUAGUAGGGCCUUUUGGCGACACUACUUUGACCAAGGUCUUCGUCGGAGGAUUGGCAUGGGAGACUCCCAAGGAGGCCAUGAGAGAUCACUUCGAGAAAUACGGCGACAUUCUCGAAGCCGUCAUUAUCUCCGACAAAACAACAGGCCGAUCCAAAGGCUACGGCUUCGUGACAUUUAAGGAGCCGGAAGCGGCUAAGAAGGCCUGCGAGGAUCCGACGCCGGUGAUUAAUGGCCGCCGUGCAAACUGUAACCUCGCUUCCCUCGGCGCACGUCGGCAGAGAUCGCUAACCGUUGUUCCGCCGCCGCCGCAGCAGCAGCAAACCGGGCCUAAUGUGAUUGUGGGUCCACGAUCUGCCGGGACGAUCACACCACCUCCGGGCCACGUGCAGUGGUACUAUCCACCAACUCCUCCACCGGCGUCACCUUACCACCAUCACCAGGCCGCCGUUCCUUAUUACGGCUAUGUUCCGGCGACAUACGUCGCUACAACUGAUGUCAGUUACAAUCAUAAACUAGGGUAUACGGGCGGGGCCUACAUGAAUGGAGGGCACUACUCACAUGUAUAUCCGAGUCAUGCUACGGUGGGUGCGCACACACUGAUGCCAAUGUACCCUAUGUAUCAAUACCAUCAUCAAUCUCAGGCAAUGGGCCUACCAGCCCAGUUCUUUUGUGGCCCAACAUCCGCCGGCCCAAUUGCUGCUGUUCCUGCUCUUCUCUCAAAGCCCACACAAAUUACUCCUACUUCUGCAGGUAGAGUUGGAGGCUUUAAGAAAGGUGGCUAAAAAGUGGCAAAUAACAAAAAAGGAGGAUGAUAGAGUGGCUUUUCAGACCAACGUUAUUUUUAUUUGAUCUGUAAUCACCUCUUCU